Molecule: messenger RNA, 237 nt
Organism: Brenthis ino (lesser marbled fritillary)
Lineage: Eukaryota; Metazoa; Arthropoda; Insecta; Lepidoptera; Nymphalidae
Source: the annotation of a GenBank genome assembly
AUGAAGCACCCAUCACAUGAAGAACUUCAUGUAGGUCCAGAUAUUCCCGGUUUCUUACUCCAACCAUUCCGCAAACCAAAAAGAAUCAGGACUGCGUUCUCUCCAUCACAACUACUCAAGUUAGAGCACGCGUUUGAGAAGAAUCAUUACGUUGUUGGCGCGGAAAGAAAGCAAUUGGCACAAGCCCUAAGUUUGACUGAGACGCAGGUGAGAACUUCAUUAUAUGAAAUGAAACUU